AUGCCGACAAGAACAGAAGCACACUUUGAUUCCCAUAUCCCGGACUCUAAUUCCACUUCCCCCUCUUCACAUCUCACAGUCGUAGCAGUUUCGCGCUCGCGACCGGCUACUCAUGAUAUCCAUUCGCAGCCAACGCUCACGGCUAUAGUUCGAUCACCAUCAACCACGCCACUAGUACUUACUCCGGAGAAUGGCAUCGAGGGGCACAAGUCCGCCGUCCAUAAUGCGCAGGUAUAUGCAUUUUUUGCCCAUCAUUAUGAUUACUGGACGUCACGUCUAAAAAUAGAGCGAUCCGAAUGGGAUUGGGCUUUUUGGGGGGAGAAUCUGACCUUGAGGGCGCCUGAGGGCAUUGAUGAGUGGAGCACCCACUUAGGAGAUCGGUGGGUAUUCUCAUCCCCUGACGAUGACACGAACGGUGAUAACCAAGGAGCUGAGAAAGAAGGAGUCAUCCUAGAGGUCGUAGGCGGGCGAAGUCCGUGUUCACGGCUUGCAUGGCGAUGUGGACAGCCUGCCAGCUGGUUAGCCGAGGCCGCUAAGUCCGGGUUCUGCGGUGUCUACCUCCAAGUCGUGCGUGGAGGCUCCAUCGCGCCCGGUGCCACGGCGAAGAUCAUUCCGACCGAUCAGGAAAACACGGUUCCGGCAGCGAGUAUUGGCCAGUGUGUAUUCUCGCCCAUCACCGACCCUGCUACUCGUACGUUGUGCCAACGUAUCCUGCGUGUUCCCAACUUGCAAAAGAUGAACAGGCUUGUUAUUGCUCGCAAGCUUGAGAUGAUCGAGGAUAACGAAGCAGCAGGGAAGAAUCGAUGGGCUGGGUGGCGGUCGUUAAAGGUCGACAAGGUGGUUGAUGAAUCUGCGAUUAUCAAGUCUUUCUACCUGACUGCCACCGAUGGAAAGCCCCUGGCAUCUUAUCUUCCAGGGCAAUUUCUCACUAUAAAAUUGCCCUCUGGUGAUAUCCGCCGCUGGUCUAUUUCAUCGUGGUCGCCUUCUUCCUCUACCUCAAUUCCACCAUUCUAUCGCAUCACUGUGAAGAAAGGGCCCAAUGCCUCUCUUUACCUCCACUCGCACGUGUUACCUGGGGACACGAUAUUAGCACGCUCACCAUCUGGUUCGUUUGUCCCAGACCUAAGCCGGGACUUCCCCCCUCGACAGAUAUAUAUCAGCGCUGGAAUAGGCAUGACCCCGAUCCUUAGCAUGCUCCAAGCUCAUUUUUCUCAUCCAGCCUUGAAGAAAGCUCCCGCGAUUCUUAUACACGUCGCCAGAAAUGGUGAACAAAAUACCCCCGACUUCAAAUCUGAGCUUUCAGACUUUAGCUUAUUCCGUAUGGCCACAUUUUACACGGCGCCCAUUGCGGGCGUGGACGUCCAGGGUAGAGACUUUGACCAUGUAGGUCGACCGACUUUCGACUUCUUUUCCUCACUUUUGAGUCAAUCAUAUUUUAUUGAUUCGAUGGGCAUCACGCCCAUUGAAUUGUCAGGAAGUCUCUGCAACGCGUACAUCUGCGGCCCGCCGAGCUUUGUAGAUACGAUGCGGGACUAUCUCCAACGCUGCAAAGUGCCGCCGCCGCUAAUACGCUACGAAACAUUCUCUUCAGACUCCUUAAAAAUUGAUGAUUUGUCAGUUUCGGCGGCUGACGGGACAGAACUCCCGGAGGAGUCACUUGUUAAGUUUCGCGAAAAACAAACAAAAUGGAAGAAAGCCGAAGCUCUAUCACUUCUUGACCUUCUCGAGCGAGAUGGUGGAGGAGAACAUCCAGAGUCUGCAUGUCGAGCGGGCGACUGCGGGACUUGCGAGGCCAAGAUCUUGAAGGGAGAAGCUAGGGCGUCGAAAAAUGCAGGUAAGGAGGCCAAAGAAGCGAGUGGGAAGGCCGGGACUAUGAUUAGGACAUGUUGCUCCUUUCCAGCCAGUAAGCUUCUGGAGUUAGAAUUUUGA
Molecule: messenger RNA, 1929 nt
Organism: Daldinia caldariorum
Lineage: Eukaryota; Fungi; Ascomycota; Sordariomycetes; Xylariales; Hypoxylaceae
Product: PK beta-barrel-protein domain-containing protein-like protein
Exons: 1
Coding region: 1-1929 (642 amino acids)
Cellular component (GO): cytosol
Molecular function (GO): 2 iron, 2 sulfur cluster binding; oxidoreductase activity; pyridoxal phosphate binding
Source: RefSeq, a predicted model, not a curated record